UUUCACGAAUUUUGUUGCCCCAUCUGGAACGGAGAAAAGCCGGCGGGUGGCAAGGAAGUGGUUGUUAGCAGAAGCUGUACUCAAAACAAAAUCAUGGCUGUAUUCUAUGGCACCGAACUUGAAGAGCUGGACGAUGAAAAAAGUGGUAUAAGCAAUAAGCGGCCUCUUUCAAUUGAGGAACAGGUGGUGACAGAUGAGCGGGGACGACGACGUUUUCAUGGCGCAUUUACUGGUGGAUUUUCGGCCGGUUAUUUCAACACUGUUGGCUCGAAAGAGGGUUGGGAGCCAAAACAGUUCCGGUCGAGCCGCAGCGAGAGAAGUGAAAAAUUUGAUUACAAACCAGAAGACUUCAUGGAUGAAGAGGUUCACUUUUUGCUUAUUAUAUCCGUGUAA
Molecule: messenger RNA, 393 nt
Organism: Gongylonema pulchrum
Lineage: Eukaryota; Metazoa; Nematoda; Chromadorea; Rhabditida; Gongylonematidae
Source: the annotation of a GenBank genome assembly